GGUGGGGGUGGCGGGAGGUUUCCCAACCUUAAAUCCACCAACACCCUUGAAUCUUUUUCUUUUUAUUAGAUCCAAAUGAAGGGCAAUGGGGAUGUAAGUUAUUAUUUCUAAUGGAUUAUCGCCAUCUUGCUGGGGCGCAAAUCUGAUCUGCGGGGCCAUCGCGAUUUUUUUGCAAGGGACAAGAGUUGUUGUUGUUGUGUUUUUUUUUUUGUUUUUUUUUUUUUUCCCCUAGGGGGGGAAUAUUUUGUUUUGAUUGGUAAAAUCCCUUUCACGUUUUUGAACCUGUUUUUAUCUAUUUUUGAAUUCCAUCUCAAGAUGUUAGUGCACAGUUUUUCCGCCAUGGACCGCCACGACGGCACCAGCAACGGGACGGCGAGGCUACCUCAGCUGGGCGGCGUGGGCCAGAGUCCCUACACGAGCGCGCCGCCGCUCUCCCACACGCCCAACUCAGACUUCCAGCCCCCGUACUUCCCCCCGCCCUACCAGCCCAUCUACCCGCAGUCUCAGGACCCUUACUCGCACGUCAACGACCCCUACUCCCUCAACUCCUUGCACGCCCAGCCGCAACCGCAGCAUCCGGGAUGGCCCGGCCAGAGGCAAAGUCAGGAGAGCGGCCUGCUGCACCAGCAUCGCGGCCUGCCCCACCAGCUGUGUCGGGACUACCGCAGGGAGGUGCUCCUACCGUCCGGCCACGGCAUUGACACGGGACUGUCGGACUCUAUCCAAAUCCAUGGAAUACCUCACUCUUUAGAAGAUGUCCAGCCUGUUGAGGAUCAAGGAAUUCACAUUCCCGACCAGACUGUAAUUAAAAAAGGUCCAGUGUCUUUAUCCAAGAACAACAUCUCCGGCAUCCCCAUCAACAAGGACGGCCUCUUCGGCGGGGUGGUCAACCCGAACGAGGUGUUCUGCUCGGUUCCGGGUCGCCUGUCCCUCCUCAGCUCCACGUCCAAGUACAAGGUGACGGUGGCCGAGGUGCAGAGACGCCUCUCGCCGCCCGAGUGCCUCAACGCCUCUUUGCUGGGCGGCGUGCUGAGGAGGGCCAAGUCCAAGAAUGGAGGGAGAUCCUUGAGGGAGAAGCUGGAUAAAAUCGGGUUGAAUCUACCUGCAGGCAGACGCAAGGCGGCCAACGUCACCCUGCUGACGUCACUAGUAGAAGGCGAAGCGGUGCAUCUCGCCAGGGAUUUUGGUUACGUGUGCGAGACCGAGUUCCCCGCCAAAGCAGUAGCCGAAUAUGUAAACCGUCAACACUCCGACCCAAACGAACAAGUCCAAAGAAAAAAUAUGCUACUGGCUACAAAGCAAGUGUGCAAGGAGUUCACGGACCUGCUGUCCCAGGACCGCUCGCCGCUGGGGAACUCGCGGCCGCAGCCCAUCCUCGAACCGGGAAUCCAGAGCUGCUUGACCCACUUCAGCCUCAUCUCGCACGGCUUCGGCACGCCGGCCCUGUGCGCGGCCGUCACGGCCCUGCAGAACUAUCUGACCGAAGCCAUCAAAGCCAUGGACAAAAUGUACCUCAACAACAACCCCAACAGUCACUCAGAUAACGGCACUAAAGGCGACAAAGACGAGAAGCACAGAAAGUGAUACCCCCCCCCCCCCACCCCCCCCUCUUCCAUCAAGGGGCCAAAUCCCCGGGGG
Molecule: messenger RNA, 1638 nt
Organism: Phyllopteryx taeniolatus (common seadragon)
Lineage: Eukaryota; Metazoa; Chordata; Actinopteri; Syngnathiformes; Syngnathidae
Gene: tfap2a
Product: transcription factor AP-2 alpha
Exons: 7
Coding region: 316-1584 (422 amino acids)
Biological process (GO): anatomical structure development; regulation of transcription by RNA polymerase II; regulation of cell population proliferation
Cellular component (GO): nucleus
Molecular function (GO): DNA-binding transcription factor activity, RNA polymerase II-specific; RNA polymerase II transcription regulatory region sequence-specific DNA binding
Source: RefSeq, a predicted model, not a curated record